This is a messenger RNA of Aureobasidium musti, 1753 nucleotides long. Lineage: Eukaryota; Fungi; Ascomycota; Dothideomycetes; Dothideales; Saccotheciaceae. The record is from the annotation of a GenBank genome assembly.
AAAUAUCGCCAUGGUAGUAUCUCCUACAGCUGGUCGAGCUAUCCUCCGCAAGCCAAAGAAGAUCAUCUGUGCUCUUGAUGUACAGGCACCUGGCAGUGACUCUGGUUGGGUCAAUGGAACUUUAAAAACGCCAUCCAAUGUCACCAGAAUUUCGAGAGCGAUCAAGCCCGAGGACAGCGAGCACCACGCUCAAAUUGUCUACUAUCAGGCAGGGAUCGGCACAGGACUCGGACUCCGUGACCGAUUACUUGGAGGUGGAACCGGGUUGGGGCUGUCCGAGCACAUUCGAGAGGCUUACUAUUUCCUUGCGAACAACUACUCGCCUGGUGAUUCGAUAUUCCUGAUUGGAUUCUCCCGUGGCAGCUUCACGGCAAGAAGUCUAGGCGGACUGAUCGGAAACCUUGGUUUACUGAACAAGGAAGGUCUGCCCUUCUUUUACGAAAUCUUUCUCGAUUGGGAGAACGCAGGCAAUCCGGACUCAAAAGGAUCUUCAUUCUGGGAACACUACCGGGACCCCUUCAAUCCAGCCAGAAAGAGCAUGCCUCAAACUCCGUCUAAUGACCCAGCAAGGGUUUACGACUACCUGAACGAGUAUCGUGCCAUGCUUCGAAGUUUUGGACUAACACAUGUCGUUCCAAUUCGGGAGAACGAGCAACGCGACGUGCCAAUCAGAGCCAUUGGUGUUUGGGACACAGUUGGUAAGACGCCCUUUUAUAUGCUGCGACUGGAGGUUCUGACCCUAGUAGGUGCCCUCGGUAUACCGAUUAAUCCUUGGUUCCAAAAACAUUUGGGGCUACCUGGGUUCUUGCACGAAUACAAAUGGCUUGAUACAAGGCUCUCCGACAAUGUGGAAAAUGCGUUUCAGGCUUUGGCAUUAGACGAGCAUCGAGCGCCUUUUUCACCCGCCGUUUGGGAGAAGCCUGAGGNNUACUUAAAACAAACCUGGUUCCCGGGAGCACACUCGAACGUUGGUGGUUCGUACGAUGACACAGCUACAGCAGAUAUAUCGCUAGCAUGGAUGAUGGAUCAGCUUUCUGGAGAAACACAGGGUUCUACCGAUACGCCGCUGGACAAGAAAGAUUGGAUCGAAUUUUACGACGACUACCUGGACACGCAACAAGCGCUGAACAAGGUCUGGUAUGAGAACAACCCUCCUGUACGAGGCUGGUCCUUGGGCACGAUUUACAACUCCUUCACCUUCCCACAGAGCCUAGCAGGGCGACUGGUCCGGACACCUGGUCGGUACAGAGUCAAGAAUCCUUUGACGGGCAUGCGAAAGCAUGGUGGGGUGCUUAUGAGGGACACGCACGAAUUUAUCCAUGCUUCGGUCAGAGCGCGCAUGGAUCUUGGAGGGUCCGCUUCAGAACCAAAGCCUAGCAGGUCAAAUCUUAUGCGAUGGCUACGAUCACUGCUCGGCCGAGAUGGUAAAGUCUUGUACAAACCCGAAGCGCUACGUUGGUGGAAGCUUCAUGACGGGCACAAGCAUCAUAACGAGUUCUCGAUCAAUUCUAAGCUUACAACAGGAGAGGUGGGAAAAUCGAUACGAGCUCCAUGGUGGGAGUGGACAGGCAAGGAUAAACUCGUGCCACGAGGGCGGGUGUUGAACGAAGAUAUACUGGGAAGGUUCGAACUACAACUGCUUGGACACUACGAAGAGGUGGCAGAUGAGAUCGAGGCCAGUAACAAAGGAUUGGCAAGUGUUGAAGAACUGAAGAGAGUAAGAGAGCGGGUGACUCGCAGAUCGGUGACGGUG